AUGGCAACUAUAUAUUGCCUGAAAAUUCGUUAUUCUGUUCCCGAGGAAAUGCAGGAGGAAGCAGUAAUUGGAAAUAUAGCUUCCGAUAUCGGUCUGGACACUAGCACCCUUUAUAAACGUGGGCUACGGAUUGCUUUGGGGAGUGGAAAGCAUUAUCUGGAUGUUAACAAAAUAAACGGACAAAUUUUCAUUAAGAGAAAAAUCGAUCGAGAAAAUAUUUGCGCAUUCAAAGAUGAAUGCAUACUUAAUCUUGAAACUUUACUUGAAAAUCCACUGCAGAUGUUUAGCGUUGAGGUAGAAAUUUUAGAUGUGAAUGAUAAUGCCCCGAGAUUUCCUUUCACCGUACGUCGCAUAAACAUUUCAGAAGCAAAGCUCAAAGGCGACAGAUUUUUGUUAGUGAAGGCAGUGGACCCCGAUAUAGGCAACAACUCGGUAUGUAAUUAUAAACUGAGCGAAAAUUUGUAUUUUGAGAUCGCCGUCAAGACUUGGAAAGAUGGUUCAGUGUCAGCUGAUUUAUUAAUUAAGGAGGCACUCGACAGAGAACAGCAAGCCGAACACAAUUUAAUUCUGACGGCAUUGGAUUGCGGAAAACCAGCAUUGUCUGGCUCGAUUAAUAUCACAGUCGUCAUACUUGACGACAACGACAAUGCUCCAAUAUUUGAAAGAGAGGUAUAUCAUGUAGAGGUUUCAGAAAAGACAUCAACUGGUACCACGUUUAUUACGAUAAAUGCGACAGAUGCUGAUGAAGGCUCAAACGCUGAGUUAUUCUAUUCAUUUAAUCCUCACACCUCUGAGGAGGCCCAAAUGAAAUUUCGUUUGAAUUCCAGGACAGGUGAGCUCAUUGUUAAUGAACCACUGGAUUUCGAAGAAGCUUCCUUAUAUGAGUUAUUUGUGCAAGCAAACGAUAACGGGCCAAAUCCUAUGACUGGACACUGCAAAGUAAUAAUAAAAGUCGUCGACAGCAACGACAACCAGCCGGAAAUCAUAGUUGCCUCAUCGCAGAGUUCAGUAUCUGAAGAUGUACCCUUAGGCACAGUCAUUGCACUAUUUAGUGUCACAGAUCUGGACUCUGGGAACAAUGGCAAGGUAAACUGUCAUAUAUCAAGCAAUAAUGAAUUUGAACUUCAGCAAACUAUGGCUAAUGUUUAUGCUCUCGUGACUGCAGAGCUUUUGGAUCGAGAAAGAAAAUCUAGCUUCAAUAUCACUAUUGUAGUCAAGGAUGAAGGAACUCCUCCCCUAGCAAACAACAAAACAAUUUGUUUAAAUGUGUUGGAUGUAAACGACAACGCGCCAUCGUUUUCGCGUGCUUCAUUUGAAAUUCCAGUUCCUGAAAACAACAUCCCCGGUACUCUGCUCUGUUCCAUUACUGCAGUGGAUCCUGAUGCGAACCUGAACGGCGUUUUGAAAUAUUACAUAGAAGAAAAAAAUAACUCCAAUAACACCUUCAUGAAAAUUUUUUCCAUUAAUCGUGACAACGGAAACAUUUACUCACUGCAGUCCUUCGACUAUGAAAAACUGACAUUCUAUAUUUUUAAUGUGGUAGCUAAAGACUCUGGCACUCCUCAGCUAAGCAGCAGCGUGACUGUCAAGAUAACUGUCCUUGAUGAAAACGAUAACACACCGGUUAUUGUUUCACCUUGGCGCCCUCAUGGGUCAAUAGUUAGCGAUAUAAUUCCGAGGUCGGCUGAAGAAGGAUAUUUAGUGACCAAAGUUAUAGCAAUUGAUGACGACUCGGUUCAAAAUUCACGAAUUACUUACCAUUUACUUCAAGUAACUGACCAAACAUUAUUUACGUUAAACCAGUACAGUGGGGAGCUUCGAACCAGAAGGCGCUUUGGCGUUCGAGACUCUUCCAAACAAAGACUUGUGAUUCAAGCCCGGGACAAUGGCAAUCCUUCACUGUCGUCCACAGUUACAAUCCUCAUAUCAAGAUCUGACCCGGAAGUCGAUGUUCUUCUGACAAUAAAUGAUGAGGUAGAGACGGAGUACGUAUCAACUUUAAACAUUUAUUUGAUGAUCGGUCUCGCUUCGGCUUCAUUUCUGCUUAUUUUAACAAUAGUGAUCUGUGCUGCGCUUAAAUGUCAACAAAGUCCAUCUGAAGACAGUCAAAAAUCAGCACAUCGGAUUAGCUGUUACAGCCAAAGGGAUUCAAUGAUUUCUGACCUGCCGGCACAUUCAACUUUAUAUUCGAGCGACGCUUACUGGCACAGCGUGCUUUUAGCGGAAUCAAGAAAAGGAAAAAUGCUGGUGAGACAGUCAAUGCCCAAUGGAACUGGUUUCAUUGUGUCAAGUUUGGAGAGGCACCCAGAGCAGGGAACGAUAAGCGAAUUAGCAGACACACCGAUUCAGGUAAGGCCCUAA
Polypterus senegalus (gray bichir) is the source of this 2361-nucleotide messenger RNA. RefSeq names its product protocadherin alpha-C2-like. Lineage: Eukaryota; Metazoa; Chordata; Cladistia; Polypteriformes; Polypteridae. The transcript has a single exon. Gene Ontology annotation, molecular function: calcium ion binding. The record is from RefSeq and is a predicted model, not a curated record. Gene Ontology annotation, biological process: homophilic cell-cell adhesion. Bases 1 to 2361 code for a protein of 786 amino acids. Gene Ontology annotation, cellular component: plasma membrane.